Didymodactylos carnosus is the source of this 1288-nucleotide messenger RNA. NCBI's taxonomy places the organism in Eukaryota, Metazoa, Rotifera, Eurotatoria, Philodinida, Philodinidae. The record is from the annotation of a GenBank genome assembly.
AAUGAUUAAAUAGUGUUAUUCUCUGAGGGGCAUCUCGUUCGAUUCAUCAUUCAAUAAGAAAACAAAAUCCAAAGGUAUUUCCGGAGCAAUAUCAAAAACGUGCAGAACUUAUGUGCCAAUGUAAUAUUAAACAUAUUUCAUCUUUCAAAAAUAUUGUUCAAGUCGUUAUUUAUGCUACAGACACCGAUAUUAUAGUUUUAGCAAUUGGUUUUGCGGCUGAAUACGGCAUCAAGUUAUAUGUGCAUUGCUCUACGUCAAAGAAAAAACAAUCAAAGUUUAUCGAUUGCUCAGUCAUUGCAUAUAGAUGCAUAGAAGAGUACAAGUUUGAGCCUAUGCUAUUAAUGGUUAUACAUGCACUGAGUGGCUGUGACACUACAUCAUUCAUUCGAAAUGUUAGCAAACAACGAAUAUUUCGAACAUUUUUCAAACAACCAUCCUUCUAUGCCGAAUUACUAAACAUGUAUUCCUUACCAAUUAGUCGUGAAUGCUUAAUGUGUGCUGAAUGACUGAUAAUCAAUUGUAUGAAUUCAUCAUUAUCGUGUAAGUUGUUAUAAUAUUUUUUUUUCACUUCUAUAUCUGAAUCAACCUGGUCUUUUAGUUCCGUGGGUUAUGGUAUUUUAAAUGUUUUCUCUGUAGCACAGCUUUGCUUAAGAUACCUUCAACAACAAUUCAUAAAUUUAAAUUUCUAGCAUUGAACCAAGUUAGAACUGCUCAAGCAACAGCACAUUUGAGAUCCACCUCAUCUGAUUCGUUUUUAAAUACGUUGUUACCCACAACAGAUGCUUUUGAAUAUCAUUGCAAACGUGUUGGUGUUCAGGUUUUGAUUUGGUUUCAAUCCUUAUUCAACAAUAUCGAAUAUCCACCACUAAUUGGUAAUGGGUACACUUCAGUUGAUGGAGAAACAAUCGUAGAAUGGAAAUCUACAGCAUCCAUGCCUGAUACAAGUAUAAUGAUAACAUGUGGUUGCAAGACUAGAUGUAGUACGAAAAAAUGUAAAUGUUUCAAACAUCAAUUGAAAUGUACAAUCUUAUGCAAGUGUGAAAGUUGUGAAAAUACACAUGUACAUGAUCAGCCUAGUUCAUCAUCAAAUUCUUCGCGGAAGGACGCUAAUAUUGAUGAAGAUAGAUUUGAAAAUGAUUUUUCGACAAAUAUUGAUAGUAAUCUUAAUGAUGUUUUAUCGGACGAAGAUGAGACGCGGGUCGACGAAGAGGACGAUAACGAUGAGGUAAUUCGUUAUUCAAUCCGUUCAGAAUCAUUAAAGUUGCUAAAAGGUUUGAACGGCGGCUAA